AUGGCUCAUUCUAUUUGGACCGAUUUAUGCAAACAGCCCACUCAGGCAGUGUCAACUGAAAAGUAUGCAGCGAUUGUCUACGAUGCAACCACCCAACUCCAUCAACCCAUUCACUCCAUGUUGACAACUCUGGAUCGGCGCGCCAUGGCAUUGUCAAAGCUUGCCAACUUUGAAUCAGCUCUUCGUGACGCCAACGUUAUGCAACAAAUCUCGCCCUCUUCACCACUUGGGUAUGUUCGUGCAGCCGACAUCUACAGUGAGCAAGGAAAACAGCGCCAUGUCAUUGAUGUUUGCACAAGAGGGAUGAUGAUGGUGGAUCGUGAUGAUAUGCACUAUGAUCUAUUGCAGCGAGCCAAAGACAAUGCUAUACAACGGCAGGAUAAACGCAUUGACUUUAUCAGCGAGCUUCCUAUUGACAUUGUUGCGACAACCUUUUUGCCCAUGAUUGCUGGUGAUUCUCCUUUGGAUUCAUUGAAACCAUGUCCCUAUUUGCAUGUGUCCAAUGCAUGGCGUAAUUACUUUUUGCGAUAUUCAGAUGGAUUGCGUUUCGAGACUGGGGACGAGGAAGAAGAGGAAGAUCUGGAAAAGUGUACCCAAUUAGUGAGGUUUGCUCGACACAUCAAGGCGUUGCAUGUUGGUCGAUAUUCGAAAGGAACCUGGCUAUCGGAUUUAUUACGAGAGAAUGAUUUUUCUUCGCUGCGGGAGUUGUACGUUGAUGAAAUGGGAGUUGACUAUAUGGAUCGCUUUGUUUCGUCGUUGCGAUCAAUCGAAUGUACCCAUGACACCAUGGCCAAACAUGACGACAUUAUCGCUCUUCUGCCAACCAGAAAGACUUCUUCCACAUGA
Lichtheimia ornata is the source of this 846-nucleotide messenger RNA. RefSeq lists its product as uncharacterized. The coding region runs from base 1 to 846 and encodes 281 amino acids. Lineage: Eukaryota; Fungi; Mucoromycota; Mucoromycetes; Mucorales; Lichtheimiaceae. The record is from RefSeq and is a predicted model, not a curated record. The transcript has 3 exons. Gene Ontology annotation, molecular function: protein binding.